Messenger RNA from Oncorhynchus masou masou (cherry salmon), 2798 nucleotides. RefSeq names its product guanine nucleotide-binding protein G(o) subunit alpha-like. The transcript has 7 exons. Gene Ontology annotation, biological process: adenylate cyclase-modulating G protein-coupled receptor signaling pathway. NCBI's taxonomy places the organism in Eukaryota, Metazoa, Chordata, Actinopteri, Salmoniformes, Salmonidae. The record is from RefSeq and is a predicted model, not a curated record. Gene Ontology annotation, cellular component: heterotrimeric G-protein complex. Gene Ontology annotation, molecular function: guanyl nucleotide binding; GTPase activity; G-protein beta/gamma-subunit complex binding. Bases 34 to 867 code for a protein of 277 amino acids.
CAGCCGGCGGUGCUGGACAAUCUUCUGACCUCUAUGAAGUUUGUCCUCCACGGGAUGGGCAUUCUCCGGAUCAACCUGACCAACAGCAAGAACAAGGUGCACGCCCACUCUGUGUUGUCCUGUGGGAGGUGUUUUGAUGAGGAUCAGGUGCUGUUUCCAUUCAUUGGCCACGCCCUUUCCUGUCUGUGGGCUGACCAGGGGGUUCGAGAGGCCGCAGCCAGGGGUUACGAGUUUGAACUCAACGACUCUGCCCUGUAUUUCUUUGAGAACAUGGGUCGUAUCAUCUCUCCGGACUACGUUCCCACGGAGACGGAUGUCCUGAGGGUCAGACUGAGGACCACCGGGGUCAUAGAGACGCAGUUCAAAGUCAAACACCUGCUCUUCAGGAUGUAUGAUGUGGGGGGUCAGAGGACAGAGAGGAGGAAGUGGAUUGGUUGUUUCGAGGACGUCCGGGCCGUGGUAUUUGUUGUUUCUCUCAGUGGAUACGACAUGACUCUAGUAGAGGACCCAUGUAUGAACCGCCUACAGGAGAGUCUGAAGCUCUUCUCUUCCAUCUGCAACAACAUCUUCUUCAAGAGUACCUCAAUGAUCUUAUUUAUGAACAAGAUCGAUCUUUUUCAAGAGAAGAUUUUACAUUCGGGGCGGCAUCUGCGGCUGUAUGUGCCGCAGUUCAAAGGUGCAGACUGUGACGUGGACGCUGCGGCCCGAUACAUUGCCGGAAUGUUUGUGUCUCUCAACGCCACGCCCAGCAAACUCAUCUACCACCACUUCACCACGGCAACGGACACCUCCAAUGUACAGAUUGUCUUCCAGGUCGUCAUGGACACCAUCAUCAAAGAGAACCUAGAGGCCGUCUCUCUGCUAUGAUUGGUUCUAAGAGUUCCUAUGAGUUCUAACAGUGCCGAUGGUGCUGGUUGGCUUCUGGACUCUGGGGUGAAGUUUCCCUCGGUACAGAGCUAGACUCAGCUUCCCCUCACCAAAUCAUAACCUUAAAGGGUCAAUCAGCAGUUGCUACGUCCAUUUUUGGACUUAGCACCUGGCCCAUUGAUUCUUGAAGAAUGUAACUUAUAAAUCGCUCAUGAGCUUAAUUCAAAAUAUAAGCUUGUUUUACUCCGUUUGUAAACAACGUAAAUGUGAACAAAUAGCCUCAACAUGGUUAAAACUAGAAUGCUGAUAUGAUGGAUUGACAGUCUUUGCAUCCAUAGCUCUAGCUAUGCAUUUGAGAGAGGUUACGAUUCUCCAGCCCCGUCCCUCAGCUGUUUACCAAAACGGGCGGGGAGUACGCUUUGUUAUUGUUUCAACUGCUGAUUUCCACUUUAACCGUUAGUGGGGAUAAGGGAAAACCGACCCAAGAUCAGUGACUAGGGGCUCCGUCACCCUACUCCGUUUUCUGGUUCCGGAAGAAAAGCGUGUUUAAGUCGACUUCAUAAUGAAAGACCCCUCGGUUCAGUUCCUCUGGAACUGUUUACAUGACUUCCCGGAACGAGGAGGAGGUCCAUUGGAGAACAUUUCACUUCCCGGAACGAGGAGGAGGUCCAUUGGAGAACAUUUCACUUCCCGGAACGAGGAGGAGGUCCGUGGGAGAACAUUUCACUUCCCGGAACGAGGAGGAGGUCUGUUGGAGAACAUUUCACUUCCCGGAACGAGGAGGAGGUCCGUUGGAGAACAUUUCACUUCCCGGAACGAGGAGGAGGUCCGUUGGAGAACAUUUCACUUCCCGGGAACGAGGAGGAGGUCCGUUGGAGAACAUUUCACUUCCCGGAACGAGGAGGAGGUCCGUUGGAGAACAUUUCACUUCCCGGAACGAGGAGGAGGUCCGUUGGAGAACAUUUCACUUCCCGGAACGAGGAGGAGGUCCAUUGGAGAACAUUUCACUUCCCGGAACGAGGAGGUGGUCCAUUGGAGAACAUUUCACUUCCCGGAACGAGGAGGUGGUCCAUUGGAGAACAUUUCACUUCCCUCUUCUUGUUUUUGUGAACAAUCAUGGACUAUGGUACAUAUUUAUUUGUGUUAUUGUUGUUGUUAUGCAACCCUAAUCAGAAUAGGAAUAAUACAACAUCAACAUUUUUAAUUCUUAACAUACUUGUUAUAUUUCUUAUUCAUACCAGAGCUCAUUGGAGGGACCCUGUAGACGGUAAUGAUAGGCUUCCUCUCAGCUUUGGUUGCUCGGUUACAGUCAUCCGGCUAAAUGCUCACUCAGCUUAGUGCACGUCUUAGUGUGUGUGGGGGCAGGCAGGAGGAUUUACCGUUUGUCCAUUAGAUGCACGGGCAGUGUGGUACUGGUGUGGAGGUGUGGAGUUAUGGGUCACUCAUCCAUACAGACUGUGUGCGUGAGGUAAGGGGUUCACUCAUCCAUACUGUGUGUGUGUUAAGGGGUUCACUCAUCCAUACUGUGUGUGUGUUAAGGGGUUCACUCAUCCAUACUGUGUGUGUGUGUUAAGGGGUUCACUCAUGCAUACUGACUACGGGCAUUUUCCUCCCAUCCAUCAAUGCCUAUCACUCCUUAAUGGGACAGAGAUCACAGAAAACAACUGGCUUUAUUUAACUGCAGUAAAUCUCAUCACUCUUGUGUCCUGCUCUCCUUUCCUCCCUCUCUUGCUCUCUCUCUCUCCCGCUCUCAAACACCUCUUCCUUUCUCUCUCCUCUUUUUUCUUAAUUUACAUGUUUUAUUCUGUCAUUCAUUUGGGGAUUGUUGUCUAAGUUGCUCAACAGACAAGUAUCUGUUGGAAGACUAUUGCUAUCAAACUAUUGUCUAAGCAUUUGAGAAAUAAAAUCUUACCAUUAUGUAUUUAUAAGAA